Molecule: messenger RNA, 1290 nt
Organism: Emys orbicularis (European pond turtle)
Lineage: Eukaryota; Metazoa; Chordata; Testudines; Emydidae
Gene: DIPK2A
Product: divergent protein kinase domain 2A
Exons: 3
Coding region: 1-1290 (429 amino acids)
Biological process (GO): cardiac muscle cell proliferation; regulation of phosphatidylinositol 3-kinase/protein kinase B signal transduction
Cellular component (GO): COPI vesicle coat
Source: RefSeq, a predicted model, not a curated record
AUGCUGCGGCUGGUGUCGCUGAAGUUGGGGCGGCUGUACCGCUACGUGAAGCUGGCGGUGCUGGGCAGCCUGGCGGCGGCGCUGGUGCUGAACACGCACUCGCUGCUGGCCUCGCUGCAGCGCAACGAGCUGUCGGAGCGGCGCUUCCUGCAGCUCAAUAAGUGCCCGGCCUGCUGGGGCACCAGCUGGUGCCGCAAGUUCCUCAACGGGCAGCUGCGGCUGGAGAGCUGGGGCCGCCUGCGCCUGCUCGACUUUCUCAAUGUCAAGAACGUCUACUUCGCGCGCUACGGCGAGCCCCGCGAGGGCAGCCGUCGCGUUGUGCUCAAGCGCCUGGGCUCGGCGCAGGAGCUCGCCGACAUCGACACCAAGAUCUGCCGCCGCGCCACCGGCAGGGGCCGCUGCGACCUGCUGCAGGCCCUGCACGCCACCGAGUUCGCCAGCAUCAACGGCGACGUGCGGCUGCUCACCCCCGACGUGGUGGAGGGCUGGUCGGACCUGGUGCACUGCCCCUCGCAGCGCCUGCUCGACCGCCUGGUCCGCCGCUACGCCGAGACCAAGGACUCGGGCAGCUUCCUGCUCCGCAACCUCAAGGACUCGGAGCGCAUGCAGCUGCUCAUCACGCUGGCCUUCAACCCGGAGCCGCUGGUGCUGCAGAGUUUUCCAUCUGAUGAGGGCUGGCCAUUUGCAAAGUACCUGGGAGCAUGUGGAAGAAUGGUGGCCGUCAACUAUGUUGGAGAAGAAUUGUGGAGUUACUUCAAUGCACCAUGGGAAAAACGAGUGGACCUAGCCUGGCAGUUAAUGGAAAUAGCAGAACAACUGACAAACAAUGACUUUGAAUUUGCACUCUACCUCCUUGAUGUCAGCUUUGACAACUUUGCAGUUGGUCCUAGAGAUGGGAAGGUUAUCAUUGUAGAUGCAGAAAAUGUUCUGGUGGCAGACAAAAGGUUAAUCAAACAGAAUAAACCUGAAAACUGGGAUGUAUGGUACGAGAGCAAGUUUGAUGACUGUGAUAAAGAAGCUUGCUUGUCCUUCUCGAAAGAGAUUCUUUGUGCUCGUGCCACUGUGGACCACAAUUACUAUGCUAUUUGUCAGAACCUUUUAUCAAGACAUGCCACCUGGCGUGGCACCUCUGGAGGACUACUUCAUGACCCUCCAGCUGAAAUUGCCAAAGAUGGCCGACUUGAGGCCUUGCUGGAUGAGUGUGCCAACCCAAAGAAGCGAUAUGGUAGAUUCCAAGCUGCAAAAGAACUACGUGAAUACCUUGCACAAUUAAGUAAUAAUGUGAGGUAG